UCUGCUUUAUCUCUCUAACAUUUCUGGUUGGUGGAGAUGAGCUCGUUAGGAUUCGCCGUUGGGAAUUGCUCUAUCAGCAAACCCAUUGAUAGACCAGCCAAGAGAAAUCUUGGUAGAAUACAAUCAGGAUUGGCUAUCAAAUUAUCAACCCAAAAUGAGAAAGACUCCAAUACUUCAAAUUAUCUGCACGUUAAAGGGAACCCAAGUUUAGUCAGGAGAAGAGAAGCCAUUGGCCUGGGUUUAUGUCUCGGACCCUUUAAUGUUCUUCUCCUGCAGCCAGAAAACUCAGCAGCAGCUGAAUCACUUUCAUGUCAACUGACUGUAGCUCCUUCUGGUCUUGCUUUCUGUGACGAAGUAGUGGGGACUGGCCCAGAAGCCAUCAAAGGACAGCUGAUUAAGGCACAUUAUGUUGGGAAACUGGAGAAUGGGAAAGUUUUUGAUAGCAGCUACAGUCGUGGGAAGCCUCUUGCAUUUCGGAUUGGGGUGGGUGAGGUGAUCAAGGGUUGGGACCAGGGUAUUCUUGGUGGUGAUGGAAUUCCUCCCAUGCUUGCUGGGGGCAAGCGGACAUUAAAGAUCCCUCCAGAACUUGGAUAUGGCAUGAGAGGAGCUGGGUGUAGAGGAGGUUCAUGCAUCAUUCCACCAGAUUCAGUUCUCCUUUUUGAUGUGGAAUUCAUUGGCAAGGCAUGAGAAGUUCCUUCCGGUUUUUUUUUUUUUUUUGAGAAUCCUUUU
This is a messenger RNA of Carica papaya (papaya), 729 nucleotides long. It is a transcript of the gene FKBP13, whose product is annotated as FK506-binding protein 13. The record is from RefSeq and is a predicted model, not a curated record. Lineage: Eukaryota; Viridiplantae; Streptophyta; Magnoliopsida; Brassicales; Caricaceae. Gene Ontology annotation, cellular component: chloroplast. Gene Ontology annotation, molecular function: peptidyl-prolyl cis-trans isomerase activity.